Hyaena hyaena (striped hyena) is the source of this 1140-nucleotide messenger RNA. It is a transcript of the gene PRR15, whose product is annotated as proline rich 15. Bases 6 to 557 code for a protein of 183 amino acids. The record is from RefSeq and is a predicted model, not a curated record. The transcript has 3 exons. Lineage: Eukaryota; Metazoa; Chordata; Mammalia; Carnivora; Hyaenidae.
GGCGAAUGACCAACAGGCGAGGUCGGCGCAGAGUCGUGGGAUCUUCGGAAGCCCGAACAGGCCGCCGCCUAGGCUCUUACCCCGUAGCCUGCUUUCCUGCCGCGGACCGCAGGCCCCACCAGGAGAGGGGGCCCUUCCCCACCCGCCGCGCCCCGCGCCGCCCGGCCAUGGCCGACAGCGGCGGCACGGGCAGCUCCGGGCCCUGGUGGAAAUCGCUAACCAACAGCAGAAAGAAAAGCAAGGAAGUCGCGGCAGGGGCGCAGCCGCCCGCCCAACCUGCCCCCGGGGAGCCCGCGCCGCCCGCGCCGCCCAGCGCGGACUGGACUAGCUGCUCCCGGGAGAACCAGCACCCCAAUCUCCUCGGGGGCGCCGGCGAGCCCCACAAGCCGGACAAGUCGUGCGGGGAGAAGUCAGGCAGCAGCCGCCGCAACUUGAAGAUCUCGCGCUCCGGCCGCUUUAAGGAGAAGAGGAAAGUGCGCGCCACUCUGCUCCCCGAAGGAGUCAGGUCCCCAGAGGAGGCGGGCUUCCCUGGUGACCCCCACGACGACAAGCAAUAGCCAGAGCGCUGCGGGACUGCCUCUCUCCCCACCACUCCCCCCUACCCUAACCCGAGAAUUCCGGCCCUCCCCUGGCUCCAAUCCCACCGACUUCUGAAUAUUCACACAAGGCCUCCACGACUUUAAUUUCCUGGAAAUUGAAGUGUCAGUUGGGUUUUCCAUAUUUCAUGGUUCAAGGAGGCAUUGAAUAUUUAUUUGUGGUGAGCGAAGAUACCUGCCGCAGAGGAAGUUGGCGUAACCGUGUUUAACCCCCAAAAGUUCUCUGGUGGCCUCCCACCUUUUGCCACCUGGGGAGUGAGAAGGGUACUUCUAUGAGCUGGUAACUCUACUGGAACUGAGCCGACCCUCAAAUGAGGAAGCAGUGCUCGGAUCCAGGACCCGCUGUCGGAGAGCAAAUCACAAUGCUGUUUUUAACGCCAGAGAAAUGCACUUUAGAAGUACUUCUGUAGACUCAGACCUAAGUGAAGGGCUGAGAGGGAGCAGGAAGCAUUCUUAGGUAGAAGCAUUAUAAGUAAGGCAAGACUGCUUUUAAUGUUGAGCUACAAAACUGUACUACCUAUUUUAGUGCGGACCAUUAAAAUCG